Molecule: messenger RNA, 1839 nt
Organism: Rhododendron vialii
Lineage: Eukaryota; Viridiplantae; Streptophyta; Magnoliopsida; Ericales; Ericaceae
Exons: 3
Coding region: 1-1839 (612 amino acids)
Source: RefSeq, a predicted model, not a curated record
AUGUGGACGAGCCCCACCUGGCCACCACAGGCGUUUCUCUCACUAAAACAUAUCAUUCUCACCCGAACGGCGGAAACCCUCGUCUGGAAUCAAUCUUCAACAUAUCGUUUGGAAUCAAUCUUCAAGACUUCAACCCUCGUCAUCUCGAUCAGUCUUCAAACCCUCGUCAUCUCAUCUGAGUCUGGAAUCAGUCCGAAAGAUGAAACGUUAGUCACGAAGAGAUUCUACAAACCUGUAGUUGUAGAGGUGCCCAAUUUGCCGGUAGAGGUGCCCAUUUUGCCGGUAGAGACACUAUUUGUAAAUAAAUAUCGACGAUUUAACAAGGCGUGGUUCAGUCAGUUUUCUACGUGGAUAGAGUAUAGCAUAGCAAAAGAUGCCGCAUUUUGCCUUUGUUGUUAUCUUUUCAAGCCAGAAAUUGGAGAUCAAGCGGGCGGGGAUAAAUUUGUUGGUAAGGGUUACUCAAAUUGGAAGAAGAAGAAGAUAAUCAAUGAUCACGUGGGAGGCCCAAAUAGUGCUCAUAAUCAAGCUUGGGGUAAGUGUGAGGACUUGUUAAACCAAAGGCAACAUAUUCAAACGGUGUUUGACAAUCAAUCAAACCAAGCUAGAAUUGAUUAUCGAAUCCGCUUGAAUGCGUCGGUUGAUUCUAUUUGGUUUCUCGUUAGACAAGGACUCGCAUUCCGUGGUCAUGAUGAAUCUGAACAUUCAAGUAACCAAGGUAACUUUCUUGAACUUUUGAAGUUUCUUGCCGACCAUAAUGAAAAAGUUAAAGGUGUUGCAUUGGAUAAUGCUCCACAAAAUUUGAAGUUGAUUGCUUCCGAUAUUCAAAAGGACAUUAUAAGUGCAGCUGCUUUUGACACUAUGAAAGCGAUUGUGAAAGAUCUUGGUGAUUCACUCUUUUCAGUCUUGGUUGAUGAAGCUCGGGACAUAUCAAUCAAAGAGCAAAUGGCAGUUGCAAUAUGGUAUGUGGACAGAAAAGGUAAUGUGAUCGAGCGUUUUAUGGGCAUUGAACAUGUUGCAAAUACCGAUGCUUUCUCACUGAAGGAAGCAAUGGGGAUGUUAUUUUGUCGACUUGGAUUAAGUAUGUCUAGAUUAAGGGGGCAAGGUUACGAUGGGGCAAGUAAUAUGCAAGGUGAGUUUAAUGGCCUUAAGACAUUAAUAUUAAAUGAGAAUUCAUGUGCAUAUUAUGUGCAUUGCUUUGCACAUCAACUACAACUAGCACUUGUGGCUGAGGCAAUGAAUCAUGAGGAUAUUUCCAUGUUGUUUUAUAUUGUCAAUAAAGUGGUGAUUAUUGUUGGAGUAUCAUGUAAACGCCUCGAUAUUCUUAAGGGGAUACACUAUACAAAUGUUGUCGAGGCACUUAGUGUUGGAGAGCUUUCAAGUGGGCAAGGCUUAAAUCAAGAAACCAAUCUUAAACGUCCCAGUGAUACACGGUGGGGCUCGCACUAUGGUACUUUAAUAAGCAUACUGAAUAUGUUUUUAGCUGUGAUUAAUGUGCUUCAAAUCAUCUGUGAUAAGGGUACACACUCAGAACAACGAUCCGAAGCAAAGGUAUUGAAGAACUUGAUGCGGUCUUUUGAAUAUGUUCUCAGUCUUCACUUGAUGAAAGCAAUGUUAGCUAUUACAUCAGAGUUGUCACAAGCGCUACAAAGAAAAGAUCAAGAUAUUGUGAAUGCUAUAUAUUUGGUUCAAACAUCAAAAAAAAGACUCAAGGUGAUGAGGGAUAGUGGCUGGGAUUCUUUAUUUAUUGUUGUUUCCUCCUUUUAUGAAAAGCAUGGAAUUAAUGUCCCCAACAUGGAUGAUAAAUUUGUUGCUGAAGGGAAAGGCCAACGAAAAGCGUAA